This is a messenger RNA of Echinops telfairi (small Madagascar hedgehog), 8146 nucleotides long. It is a transcript of the gene NOS1, whose product is annotated as nitric oxide synthase 1. Gene Ontology annotation, molecular function: calmodulin binding; NADP binding; nitric-oxide synthase activity. The coding region runs from base 165 to 4292 and encodes 1375 amino acids. The transcript has 26 exons. Lineage: Eukaryota; Metazoa; Chordata; Mammalia; Afrosoricida; Tenrecidae. The record is from RefSeq and is a predicted model, not a curated record. Gene Ontology annotation, biological process: nitric oxide biosynthetic process.
AGACCAGCCCUGUGGUCACGAGGCUCCCAGUGCCCGUGGCGCGGCCACCGCUGUCCGCCUGGCUCCUGUGUGCGGUCCUGGCUGCAGCCUGGCACCUCCUGGGGGCAUCAUCGUGACUUGCUUCGCUUCUAGGCUCCAGGCGGGACCCCCAGCAGCCGGGCACCAUGGAGGAGCAGACGUUCAGUGUCCAGCAAAUCCAACCCAACGUCAUCUCUGUGCGCCUCUUCAAGCGCAAGGUGGGAGGCCUGGGCUUCCUGGUGAAGGAGCGGGUCUCCAAGCCUCCCGUGAUCAUCUCUGACUUGAUCCGAGGGGGCGCCGCCGAGCAGAGUGGCCUCAUCCAAGCGGGGGACAUCAUCCUGGCGGUCAACGGGCGCCCCUUGGUGGACCUCAGCUACGAUGGCGCCCUGGAGGUGCUUCGGGGCAUUGCCUCCGAGACCCACGUGGUCCUCAUCCUGAGGGGUCCCGAGGGCUUCACCACACACCUGGAGACCACCUUCACCGGGGACGGGACCCCCAAGACCAUCCGGGUGACACAGCCCCUGGGUCCCGCCACCAAAGCCGUCGACUUGUCCCACCAGCCGCCAACCAGCAAGGAGCAGCCACUGGCAGUCGAUGGGGCCGCCGGCCCUGGGAACGGGCCUCAGCGAGCCCACAGCGCCGCAGGCCAGGAGCCCGGCUCACGCGCGCACGCCAAUGGCCUGCCCUCCAGGCCUCUGAGUGUGGACACUGCCAAGAACAGUGCCAGUGCGGGCCUCCAGGGAGGCGGGGAGAGCAGCGACCUGCUCAAGGAGAUCCAGCCCGUGCUCAGCCUCCUCACCAGCGGGGCCAAAGGGAUCAACAGGGUGGGACCAGCCAAGACAGAGACGAAGGAUGCGGAGGUCCAGGUGGAAAGAGAGCUGGAUGGCAAGUCACACAAGCCACUGCCCCUCGGCGUGGAGAACGACCGCGUCUUCAACGACCUCUGGGGGAAGGGCAAUGUGCCUGUGGUCCUCAACAACCCCUACUCGGAGAAGGAACAGCCCCCAGCCUCGGGAAAACAGUCGCCCACUAAGAAUGGCAGCCCCUCCAAGUGCCCCCGCUUCCUCAAGGUCAAGAACUGGGAGACUGACGUGGUUCUCACCGACACCCUCCACCUGAAGAGCACCUUGGAAUCGGGGUGCUCGGAGCACAUCUGCAUGGGCUCCAUCAUGCUCCCGUCCCAGCAGACGCGAAAGCCCGAAGAAGUCCACCCCAGGGAGCGCCUCUUCCCUCUCGCCAAGGAGUUCAUCGACCAGUACUACUCGUCCAUUAAGAGGUUUGGCUCCAAAGCCCACAUGGACAGGCUGGGAGAGGUGAACAGAGAGAUCGAGACCACCAGCACCUACCAGCUCAAGGACACAGAGCUCAUCUACGGGGCCAAGCACGCCUGGCGGAACGCGGCCCGCUGCGUCGGCAGGAUCCAGUGGUCCAAGCUGCAGGUGUUCGAUGCCCGAGACUGCACCACGGCUCACGGGAUGUACAACUACAUUUGCAACCACAUCAAGUACGCCACCAACAAAGGGAACCUCAGGUCUGCCAUCACCAUAUUUCCCCAGAGGACCGACGGCAAGCACGACUUCAGAGUCUGGAACACACAGCUCAUCCGCUACGCAGGCUACAAGCAGCCCGACGGCUCCAUCCUGGGGGACCCAGCCAACGUGGAGUUCACAGAGAUCUGCAUUCAGCAGGGCUGGAAGCCCCCGAGAGGCCGCUUCGACAUCCUGCCCCUCAUGCUCCAGGCCAACGGCAAUGACCCUGAGCUCUUCCAGAUCCCUCCAGAGCUGGUGCUGGAGGUGCCCAUCAGACACCCCAAGUUCGAAUGGUUCAGAGACCUGGGCCUGAAGUGGUACGGCGUCCCCGCCGUGUCCAACAUGCUCCUGGAGAUAGGUGGCUUGGAGUUCAGCGCCUGCCCCUUCAGCGGCUGGUACAUGGGCACCGAGAUUGGCGUCCGCGACUACUGCGACAAUUCGCGCUACAACAUGCUGGAGGAAGUGGCCAAGAAGAUGAACUUGGACAUGCAGAAGCCGUCCUCCCUGUGGAAGGACCAGGCGCUGGUGGAGAUCAACAUCGCCGUCCUCUACAGCUUCCAGGUAGCCCCAGGGGACACGCUGGAGGCCUUGCUGCGGCCCACGGGGACCCCGAGGGCUGUGCCCACCUGGCCGGGCUGCCUCCUGGCCGCUCCAUCCGCUCAGUGUGGCUGUGGGGCGGAGCCGGACCCCUGGAACACCCAUGUCUGGAAGGGCACCAACGGGACCCCCACCAAGCGGCGUGCCAUUGGCUUCAAGAAGCUGGCAGAAGCCGUCAAGUUCUCGGCCAAGCUGAUGGGACAGGCGAUGGCCAAGAGGGUCAAAGCGACCAUCCUGUACGCCACUGAGACGGGCAAAUCGCAGGCCUAUGCCAAGUCCCUGUGUGAGAUCUUCAAGCAUGCCUUCGAUGCCAAGGUGAUGUCCAUGGAAGAAUAUGACAUUGUGCACCUGGAACACGAGACCCUGGUCCUGGUGGUCACCAGCACCUUUGGCAAUGGAGACCCCCCUGAGAACGGGGAGAAAUUUGGCUGUGCCCUGAUGGAAAUGAGGCACCCCAACUCGAUACAGGAGGAGAGAAAGAGCUACAAGGUUCGAUUCAACAGUGUCUCCUCCUACUCCGACUCACAGAAAUCCUCAGGGGACGGGCCUGACCUCAGAGACAACUUUGAGAGCACGGGGCCACUGGCAAACGUGAGGUUCUCGGUGUUCGGCCUUGGCUCGAGGGCGUACCCCCACUUCUGCGCCUUCGGACACGCGGUGGACACCCUCUUGGAGGAGCUUGGUGGGGAAAGGAUCCUGAAGAUGGGGGAGGGGGACGAGCUCUGUGGGCAGGAAGAGGCCUUCAGGACCUGGGCCAAGAAGGUCUUCAAGGAGGACUGUUAUUCCCCCCACCCCAUCCCAACAGGUCUGUCCAGUGUCCACAAAAAGCGUGUCUCAGCUGCUCGACUCCUCAGCCGUCAAAACCUUCAGAGCCCCAAGUCCAGCCGAUCCACCAUCUUCGUACGGCUCCACACCAAUGGGAACCAGGAGCUGCAGUACCAGCCCGGGGACCACCUGGGCAUCUUCCCCGGCAACCAUGAGGACCUGGUGAACGCCCUGAUCGAGCGGCUGACGGACGCACCCCCGGCCAACCAGCUGGUGAAGGUGGAGCUGCUGGAGGAACGGAAUACAGCUUUGGGUGUCAUCAGCAACUGGACGGACGAGCUCCGCCUCCCGCCCUGCACCGUCUUCCAGGCCUUCAAGCACUACCUGGACAUCACCACGCCGCCAACGCCCCUGCAGCUGCAGCAGUUUGCCUCCCUGGCCACCAGUGAGGAGGAGAAGCAGCGCCUCAUGGUCCUGAGCAAGGGUUUGCAGGAGUACGAGGAAUGGAAAUGGGGCAAGAACCCCACUAUCGUGGAGGUGCUGGAGGAGUUCCCGUCCAUCCAGAUGCCCGCCACCCUGCUCCUGACCCAGCUGUCCCUGCUGCAGCCGCGCUACUACUCCAUCAGCUCCUCCCCAGACAUGUACCCCGGCGAGGUGCACCUCACUGUGGCCAUCGUCUCCUACUGCACCCGAGAUGGAGAAGGACCGAUUCACCACGGCGUGUGUUCCUCCUGGCUCAACCGGAUACCAGCUGACGAGGUGGUCCCCUGCUUUGUACGAGGAGCACCCAGCUUCCACCUGCCCCGAAACCCCCAAGUGCCCUGCAUCCUGGUUGGCCCGGGCACUGGCAUCGCCCCUUUCCGAAGCUUCUGGCAGCAGCGGCAAUUUGACAUCCAACACAAAGGCAUGAGCCCCUGCCCCAUGGUCCUGGUCUUCGGGUGCCGGCAGUCUAAGAUCGACCACAUCUACAAGGAGGAGACCCUGCAGGCCAAGAACAAGGGCGUCUUCCGAGAACUGUACACGGCCUACUCCCGGGAGCCAGAGAGACCAAAGAAGUACGUGCAGGACAUCCUGCGGGAGCAGCUGGCGGAGCCCGUGUACCGCGCCUUGAAGGAGCAGGGGGGCCACCUCUACGUCUGCGGGGACGUCACCAUGGCCGCCGACGUCCUCAAAGCCAUCCAGCACAUCCUGGCCCAGCAAGGGAAGCUGUCCGCGGAGGAUGCCGGGGUGUUUGUCAGCCGGCUGAGGGACGACAACCGGUACCACGAGGAUAUUUUUGGGGUUACCCUGCGGACCUACGAAGUGACCAACCGCCUUAGGUCUGAGUCCAUUGCCUUCAUAGAAGAGAGCAAAAAAGAUGCGGAUGAGGUUUUCAGCUCCUGACUGGACCCUUCUUGCCGGACGAAUGCAGGUGGGCCUCCUGGUGCUGUGGCCGGGGAGGCUGAGGUUCCGUAAGCGUGGACACUGCUGGAUCUUUUCUCUGGGGCUCCACGUGACCUUGCUGCGCCUGGCAUCCCGUCCCCUCCUUCUGGGCUCCUGGGACCUCUCUGUCUCUCUCCUGGAAUCCUCUCACUGCAGUGCAAUGGCUUUUCACCCCCCAUGGCUCCUAGGACACUCUGUCCCCGUCCCCUGUCCUGCCCUUCCUGACAAGGGCAGUCACGGGUGCGUGAGAGUGGCUCGUGUUUGGGUCCUCAACCUGAGGCCCCCCGAGGUUUCUGAGCCCGCCCCUCAGCAUCUCCUUUCGUGCCAAGAUGUGUCGGUCGUGCGUGUGCGUGUGCGUGUGCCAGGCAGGGGUCUCUGUGCAGGUGUGUUGCUCAGGAGCCUGCCGUGGCCGGUCAAGUCUUUGUGCAUCUGUGCAGUGCCCCACCACCACCCCACCCCAGUGUCCGAGUCGUAAGGGGCCAGCAAAGGGGAGUGGUGGUGGCAAGCCAGGCUCCCGGGGACAGGGGAACCACAGGAUGGCAGAUGUUUGGCUGUGGGUGGACACCAGCGAGCACACCCCACUGGGGGGGAAAUAACUAUCCGUCGGCAGAACGGGUUCCAUGCUGGGUUGCUGAGAGGUCGGCAGUUCAAACCCACCGGCUACUCCUGUCAGGAUCCACGGCCUCAGGACCCCAAAGGGGCAGUUCCACUCUGCCCUGCAGGAUCACAUAGUCGUGAGUUUGACAGUACGUUUGGUUAUGAGCUUUGGCCGGCUCACCUGCCCAGCCCUGCUCUCCUCACCCCGGCACAGCCGUGGGCCCCACCACACACCCCCAGGCUCUCCCACCUGGUCGCCGUCAUGUCCAAGGGAGCCCACUGGAGACGGAAGUCUUCCCCACCCUUGCCACUGACUUUGGACAUGCCCCCUCUUCCUCAGUGCCCCUGCCUCGUGAUGUUCACGGAGGUCAAGAACACUGGUGGCCCGACCCGUUGUUCCGCACACUAGAGACCAAAUGGAGAAGGGCUGUCUCUAUGGUGUCUCACCGCCACCCCCGCCUGGAAACAGGGCUCCUUCCUCUGCCCUCGGGGAUAGGAGGGGGAGGCCAGCCUGAGGGAAGCAGGUUGGGGAGGGGUUCUGUGGCUGAUUCCAGAGAAAUCCGACCAAGGUGUCAAGGACCCGGCCCAGGCUUCUGGCCUUCGGAAAGUGGACCCCUGAGUCUUUCUCCACAAACUGAGGACUCUUAACAAACACGCUGGUCGAGAAUGGACAGCCAGGUGGGGCUUCUCCCUGGGAGGAAAGCGCUGAGGGGACUUGCACAGUGACAGUCCCCGGGCCACACUGAGAGCUAACGUGCAGUGUCUCAAGCUCCCAGAGAGAGCGAGAGAAAUCCCAUCCUGGUGAGCUCCAGCCUGGGGUGCUGCCUGCAACCGACGGUGGCUUCAGUGUCCGCCUGCCUGGCUUUGUUUUGCCAUCCUUCCUGUGCACGAGGCGCCUUCCAUCAGCUGGGGGCGGUGGGAGGUGACGGGGGGACACCCUGCUUCCCUUGAAUUCCAUCUUUCCUCUUUGGGGAGCAUCCCCCCUGUGCUGUGCAAGACGCAGCCCUUCAACACAGCUCUGCAGGAGAGAGGCUGGGUGAGCUCCCGGACUUGGUCAUAGGGGGUCGCGGUGACAGCACCCGCCACCCUGGUCCUCUUUGAAGGGACUCACUCACUCGCCAAUAAGCCAAAGGGCCCCAGGGCAGCCCAGGCCUUGCCUCCCUCCCUUCUCCCAGCAGCCCCCACUAGUGUCUGCAGUUUGACCGGGUGCCCGUUCUAAUGCUCCCUGCCUCCUGGCCUCUCCUCUCCCGCUCAUCCUGCUGUGAACACACGAACCAGACACUCAGCAGGUCUUCCGUCCCUGUGUGCAAGCCCGGGGGAACCAGGCCUUCCACAAACACAACUUCUGGCCCCCACUGCUUUUCUCCCACGAGCGUUUGUGGCCAAGCCUUCGGAUCUGUCACAGUGCCUCCUAAGAGGUCACUACUAGCUCCCCAGCGGCAGAAACCACCCCCCUCCCUCAUGUCCACCUCCUUCAAGGAGUGAACUGACCCAUGCCACCCUCCCCAAAUCAAGCUUUCUCUGUGGGCAUCACCAAAUGGAGUCCGCUUAGCACUUGGUACACCAGGCCUGUGUUGUGUAUGUGCCCCAGCUUGCCUGGCAGCAGGCAGGCAGGCAGAUGGGCGCAUCAUCUUGUCUUACCACAAAGUCCCCAAGGGGGUUAUAGAACCAAGAUGCACCUUUCUCCCCAAGGAUUUUUGUUUUGGGGUUUUUUUGAAGUAAACACAUCUCAGCCCGCAGCACCAGCUGCUGCACAUCUGAUUGGCUUGCCGUCGCCGCCUGGUUGCUCCCUUUUAUGCCAGAAUCCCGGACCUGAGAAAGCCACCACUCAGGAAUCAUCAGAGGUCCCAUCCAGGGAUCUAGGCUGGGUGACGGCCGCCCUCUUGUGGUGGACGGUCAUGCAGUCCCAACCAACGAUAAAACAGCAGCCAAGUCGGUCUGACCCACGGUGACCCUGCGUGUGCCAGGGCAGAGUUUCCAAUGGCUGGUUUAUCGGAAACAGAUCACCAGGCCUCCUCCCCCCCCCAAGUGGAUUCGAACUGCUAACCAUGGUGGGCAAAAGACCACGUAGCAGAGAGUAGAUGGUUUGCUGGGCAUUUGGAGGUCGCCAGGGAGCCCUGGUGACUUAGCGUGCUACAAGGUCAGCGGUUUGAACCCACCAGCUUCUCUGAAGGAGAAAGAGGAGGCUCUGUGGUCUCCUAAGAGAUGUAAAGGUUUGGAAACUCGGAGAGAGGCGUUUCCGUCGGGUCCUAGAGGGCCGCUCCGUGCUGCAGCAGACUCCGUGGCAGUUCGGUUUUGUGUUUUGGGUGUUGGGAUUGGAGGUUACCCAGCUGACAGGCCACGUCUCUCCCUGUCUGCACUGAAUGAAGCAGCCUGUGAUACAGCAGUGGACCAGGAGGAGCGAAAACACGAGGGAUACAGCUCCUGGAGGGUUCGGCCCUCUGCCGGGAGAGGGAGCUGCCUUUGUUUCUGGGGAAGAAACACUCACGUACCCUUUCCUGUUGGGAAGGCUUCUUACACCAAGUGGCACCUGAAGCCCCAGUCCUCACCCAGCCCAUUUGUGGGGUGGGAGUGACAUGUGGAGGACCUUCAACUUCACAGUUUGUGUUGUGCUGAAGACUCCUCAGAUUUUCACAAGGGCAAAUCGAGGCUGUCGGAGUGACACUUGGGAAAGAAUGUUCCAGAAGCAGUGUAGAGCGGCUGGCUGGAUGGCCAACUGAGCCCUUGCAGCUCAUUGCAGUGGCCGAGGCAUGGGUGGAGGAAGGACAAACAUAAUCCAGAUCUUGAUUUAACAGGAAUUGGAGGAUAAGAACAGAUGGGAAAUUAAGGAGGCUGCCACUUGCUGAGAAAGGAGGCUCAUGAGGUGCAAAGAGUCAGGGGGAAACGGCACUUGAAGCGUGGAUGCCAAAGCCAGCUUCUCCUGGGGCAGCAGGUGCAUAUGACAACGGUCAAGUCAUGCCAGUGCCGGGACAGAAAAGGGACCCCUCAUGAGUGGACACUGGCCUAAAAACCACACGUGCUGUUGACAGUCACCUGCUUCUGGUCCCCAGAGAGGUCAGGCUUUGGGGUCCUCUGGAGAGACAGAACCAACGAGGGGUGGACAUUGAGAGACAGAGAAAGAUUUACUUCAAGGCACUGGCUCAUAUGAUUUCUAGAGCAGUGGUUCCCAACCUUCCUAAUUCCAUGACCCUUUCAUAUAGUUCCUCAUGUGGUGGUGA